Molecule: messenger RNA, 761 nt
Organism: Amoebophrya sp. A120
Lineage: Eukaryota; Dinophyceae; Syndiniales; Amoebophryaceae
Source: the annotation of a GenBank genome assembly
CGGACGGGGCGGGCGGGGCUCGUCCGGGGUGUUGCCCAUUUGCAUGGCGGGGCCACGGGCACGCCGGGGGGCACCCAGGACGUUCGUCGCACUGACCCGCGUGCCUGCGUCGAAUUGAUGUCGAACAAGGCACAUGGCAGAGCGCCCCGGCUGCUCUGGCCCCCCAGCCCAGUUGCCGGCGCCCGGACUGUUCACCCGAAAGCUUUGGCGCUGCCUUCGCCGGCCUUCUUGCGUGUGCGCGCGCGGGGCCAGAGCGAUACCGAGCGCAAGGCCGGCCAGGUGAAACCCCUGCAGCACGAAAAGCAGGGGCCCGGUUAGACCCAAGAAGAAACCCCGGCUACUUGAAAACCAUGGCAAGCGCCGCGGUAAUUCGCACGACAGAGCAAGACCGCGAGCUGGCCGGCGCUUCUGAGCAAAUUUAUCAUGCCGGAGCUCACGACGCCAUUUUCGAGCUCGGAAAUUUAGCGGAAGGCGCUGAAUGCUUCGCGCGUUUUAAGGAGUACAAAGCAACGACCGGGAGCAGGGCCCCCGCAGGGAUAGACGCAAAUCCCGAAGAGGUCAAGCGCAUCAAGAGCGAGAGGCAAGUAUUGGCGGCCGGGCCGGCGGGCCGUCCGUCGCGCAUGGGGAGGCUUUCGGCAGUGGCUGCGCCCGUCCUACUGUCUGCCAGCCGCCCGGCGCGGCCCCGGCUUGGCGCGGCACUUCAGCAGGGGCGGCGACGGCCGCGCGCCGAUCUUCCGCACUUCGCCGGGGCGCGACGUUGC